Molecule: messenger RNA, 2034 nt
Organism: Chrysemys picta bellii (western painted turtle)
Lineage: Eukaryota; Metazoa; Chordata; Testudines; Emydidae
Gene: PRR13
Product: proline rich 13
Source: RefSeq, a predicted model, not a curated record
CGGACAGCGGGGCCAGCCAGUGCGGGCCGCCCUGGGCCGGCGCCAGCCAAUGGGGGCCGGGCGGGCCGGGGACACCAGCGCUUCCAGGAAGCCGGCGGGGCACAGCUGGGGAGCUCGGGAGCGGAGCCGCCUGGUGCCAAGGUGACUGGACACUUCUCCUCUCUAACCAUGUGGGAUCCCAACGCAGGACAGCCUGGUGCCUACCCCGGAGCGGCCUUCCCUCCCAACCCCACGUACCCACCUGGCUCCAAUCCUGCCUACCCUCCCCCCGGGAACCCUGCCUUCCCCCCGGGCACAGUGCCCCCUGGCUCCUAUCCCAUCCCUCCAGCGGGGGUUCCAGGGCAGCCUGCAUACCCCCCCGGCCACCCCAUUCAACCCCCUUUCCCUGGCCAGCAGCCUGGCUACCCUCUGGGUCCCUACCCACCGCCUGCUCCUGGCAUGCCUGGGGGGAUGGGUAUUAAUCCCCUGAUGCCUGGGACCGUCAUGGUCGGGACCCAAGUGCUGGACAAGAAGGCGGCGAAGAAGAUGAGGAAGAAGAUGAAGAAGGCUCACAAGGUGCACAAGCCACACAAGCUGCACAAGCAUGGAAAGCAUUCCUCUUCCUCCUCCUCCUCCAGCAGCAGCGACUGACUGAGGCUUCCCUCCGCCUUCCAGCCACGCAUGCUUCCCGCAGACCAGACAGUGAUCUUCCCCUGCUACAACCAAGCCACUGGCUGACUGGACUGAUGCCAGCCACCUCCCUAACAGCCUGUAUAACAGGGCUAGGGACAGAGGCUAAAAUCCCCAGGAAAAUCUGGCACAGAACAGGGAGCCCUGGUGAGCCAUACGCUAAUCUGGAUGUCACUGAUCGGGUGAUGGAGGGCACUGGUGCGAUCAGAGGUGCAACCUUAGCAUUAAAAGCAGGUGCACUGGGGGCCAGGUAUUAAAAUGCAGGAGCCCUGUAGCAAUAUUGCAGUUGGGACUCUGAGCUUUUUUUACCUUUCAUGACAAGUCCCUUCUGGACUUAAAAAUUGGAGCCUCCCGACUCACAGCCUAUGCCCCAUUCAUGAUGCAAUUGCAGAAUAAGUCCUUGCAAAUCAAGGCAUCUGCACCAGCCGCUCCCUUCAUCCCUUGAUAUUCUGGCUCGUUCUGACUGGCCUGCAGAAAUCUGGGGAUGUUGCUGACUGGCUGAGAGGCAGGUUUGUUUUCAAAGGCAUAAGGAAGUUGGGUAUCUAAAUGACUUUGGAUAAAUCUGCCCCCAGUUGUCCAUUUUCUGGUGGGAUGUUCCUUUUGGGGCUGAGGGAGGAGGUAGUCUAUAUAGAAACUAAUUACAAAAAGUCUAUAUAGUAUGUAUAAAAACUAAUCACAGAAGUGCUUGGAAUAAUAGCUCUGAAUUAAAAUUCUGAAUGUCUCAUGUCGUAAAUGAAUGUACAUGAUCAGGGAUAACUUUAUAAGAGUUUGAAACUUGAUUUUAGUGUGAAGAUUUUUUUCCCCCUCUCCCACCUCCCUCUCUCCCCCGCUCCCCAACAAGGAUCUUGGAAGGAAAGGGUUGGAGGUGGGGGCUGGUAUUCCAAGAGGUCCCCUUGGUGGGAGGAGUAGGGGCUACCCAAAUACAGUCUGGCUGACACCGUAUAAAACAGAACAGAAUGCAGCCAUAUCUCAUCACUAACCCGAACGUAUGGCCUUAGAAGACUACAAGUCCCAGCAUGCUAUGCUCCCCACUGUUCCCAAUUGCUGGGCUGGAGCAUGGCCUGCUGGGCUCUGUAGUAUCUGCAGGCUGCCUCUUCAUGCUGAAGAAGGUGACUCAGCGCUGCAACGUGGAGCUGUGUGACAUGGCUCAGGGCUAUCUUUGGGAUGGUUUUGGAGCCCAAGCUCUGCACAUGGGCACAGAGGGGACCAAGACGGAUUUGGACUAGCCAUGACGGCUUGUUGCAUGGUGCUCCCAUGCAUACUUUAUUUUAAUCCCUCUGGCUGUGGAAGUUGUCUUCUGUACCCGCUGUAUACUUGUAUCUCUUUAUUGCUUCUCCAAUAAAGUUUUUUGGUUUUAAUACUGAA